GGGGUCAAACGCGCACGCGCCCGGCUAAAAAACACGAAUUAGAUACUGCCCGGGGCUCGGAUCGUGCGCCGGCUCCUUGCAGGCCUCAUGCAGCGGAAGGUGAUAGUGAUACGUCACCCGGGCCAGCCAGCCAGCGGGCGUGCGUGCAGGUGCUUGUCCCAGCGGGCGCCGCGAUAGGUGUACUUAAACCCAAACAUCGAGGUCGUGCGCUGGGUGUAGGUACGCCCAAGAGGAUUGGCCGUCGCUUUGGAGCUGCGUUAUUGUUCCGCCCCCACCCCGCCCCUACUCCCGCCCUGCCUUUGCCAUUACAUGUGCACCCUGCUCUCUAGUGCGUGAUCCACGCCGACGGCAUGACGAACGACGCACGACUCAUGGCCAUGCCCUCGCCUACGGCACCCACGAAAAAUGUCUACCCUCUCAUCGUCGCACAGUACGCCAUCAAGGGUCACCGCCGGCGCACGGAGCACUGGGCACUCGUGCUGCUCUACUCGCGCCUCCACGGGCUCAAGCUUGAGCUCAAGGGCAACACCGACACGUUCACGUACCUCACCGAGCGCCUCACAGCGUUCGAGCGCGCACAGGACCUUCGUGGCGGCUGCCUCGUGGGGUGGGUCGACGCCGAGCGCGUGCAGGCACUCGUCGAUCGCUUGAAGAAGGUCCGUGUACGACGCAACGACCCUGCGUGGGACGGACAGGACUGGGUGAUGGAGGCGCUGAGGGCGCUGAAAGAGGAACAUAUGGUGUUCAGCAGGGUGGACGAAAACUGGUUGAGGACUGAGCUGAUGGAGGACCUGGAGAGAUCUGAGAGCGGACUCGGCGAGACAGUCGAGGAGAGGUUGUUUCCUUGAAUUGCGGGCUGCACAGGCCGGACAGACGCCGUUUUUAUGGCGAGGGGAUAAAUUGCUGUGGAGCGGUACAGUUUUGCUCGAUCAGCCGGAGACAUCGAUGGAGAUGCACAGCGAGGAUCGGUAGGAAAUCGACUGGAGUGCAAUUUUGGAUUUUUGGGGUCGAAGGAUCUCGGACAGACCUAGCUAGAUUAUAACGUAGGACUGGAUGCCAGCUUAAGGACCUCGUGAACGAUUUCCGCGCAUAGAACUUCCCAGAGAGCGUAAAGCCAGCAAUAGAACUUUUCUGACACUC
Heterobasidion irregulare TC 32-1 is the source of this 1140-nucleotide messenger RNA. RefSeq lists its product as uncharacterized. The record is from RefSeq and is a predicted model, not a curated record. The transcript has 3 exons. Lineage: Eukaryota; Fungi; Basidiomycota; Agaricomycetes; Russulales; Bondarzewiaceae. Bases 372 to 848 code for a protein of 158 amino acids.